This is a messenger RNA of Vombatus ursinus (common wombat), 2199 nucleotides long. RefSeq names its product cyclase associated actin cytoskeleton regulatory protein 2 (gene CAP2). Gene Ontology annotation, molecular function: adenylate cyclase binding; actin binding. The record is from RefSeq and is a predicted model, not a curated record. The transcript has 13 exons. NCBI's taxonomy places the organism in Eukaryota, Metazoa, Chordata, Mammalia, Diprotodontia, Vombatidae. The coding region runs from base 90 to 1520 and encodes 476 amino acids. Gene Ontology annotation, biological process: cytoskeleton organization; regulation of adenylate cyclase activity; cell morphogenesis. Gene Ontology annotation, cellular component: cytoplasm.
GCCUCCUUUGCCUCUUAACCUUUAGCUCGGAGACUUCUGAAUCUUUCCAAGGACAUCUUUGCAGCGUUGCCUAGUCACAACUGAGGCAAAUGGCAGAAACACAGGGAUUGAUGGAAAGACUGGAGAAAGCUGUAAUCCGCCUAGAAUCAUUGUUUUCAGGGUCAACUGGACCUCAUGGGGAAUGUGGAACAGUGAAUGGAGUCAAUGGAGGUGUUUCACCCUCCGUGGAAGCUUUUGAUAAACUGAUGAAUGGCAUGGUUGCUGAGUUUCUGAGGAACAGUAAGAUCCUUGCUGGGGAUGUGGAGGCUCACGCAGAGAUGGUGCACAGUGCCUUCCAAGCACAAAGAGCUUUCAUCUUGUUAGCAUCUCAGUACCAACAGCCCCAAGAGAAUGAUGUGGCCGCACUUCUUAAACCAAUAUCGGAAAAGAUUCAAGAAAUACAAACUUUCAGAGAGAGAAAUCGGGGGAGUCAAAUGUUUAAUCAUCUUUCAGCUGUGAGCGAAAGCAUCCCUGCACUAGGGUGGAUAGCAGUGUCCCCCAAACCAGGUCCUUAUGUCAAGGAGAUGAAUGAUGCUGCUACAUUUUAUACUAACAGGGUCUUAAAGGACUACAAGCACAGUGACUUACGCCAUGUGGAUUGGGUGAAAUCCUACCUGAACAUCUGGACUGAGCUUCAAGCAUACAUCAAGGAACACCAUACAACAGGCCUUUCUUGGAGCAAAACUGGUCCAGUAGCAUCCCCUUCAUCAGUACUGUCUGUCCUCUCCAGUGGGCAGGGUGUCCCCUCACCCCCUCCUCCUCCACCACCUCCAGGACCACCUCCAAUCUUUGAUAAUGAAGGCAGAAAAGAAGAGUCCUCACCAUCACGUUCAGCUUUGUUUGCUCAGCUUAACCAGGGGGAGGCAAUUACUAAAGGACUCCGACAUGUGUCUGAUGAUCAGAAGACACAUAAGAAUCCCAAGCUGAGGGCUCAAGGACAAACUCAUUCUCCUACUAAAAACCACACUCCAAGUUCCAUCUCUCCCCAGUCCCCUUUGCAGCAGAACCAUCCUCCUGUGUUAGAGCUGGAAGGAAAGAAAUGGAGAGUGGAAUAUCAAGAGAACAGCAAUGACCUUGUGAUUUCAGACACUGAGCUGAAGCAAGUGGCUUACAUUUUCAAAUGUAACAAAUCAACACUACAAAUUAAAGGAAAAAUAAAUUCCAUUACAAUUGACAAUUGCAAGAAGUUUGGCCUCGUGUUUGAUAAUGUUGUGGGCAUUGUGGAAGUAAUCAAUUCCAAGGAUAUUCAAAUUCAGGUUAUGGGGAAAGUGCCAACAAUUUCAAUUAAUAAGACAGAAGGCUGCCACAUAUACCUUAGUGAAGAAGCUUUAGACUGUGAGAUUGUGAGUGCCAAGUCAUCUGAAAUGAACAUACUUAUUCCACAGGAUGGUGAUUAUAAAGAAUUUCCUGUUCCUGAACAGUUCAAGACAGCAUGGGAUGGAUCCAAGUUGGUCACUGAACCUGCAGAAAUAGUGGGAUAAUCUCCUUUGGACACACAGAACCUUGUGACCUUAAUACCCAUAGGUCACUUGAAUAAGGAAUAGCAGCAUCAAAGGACUAGAAGUAGCAGCAGCCGAGACUGCUGUAGUUUGGGCCUUCAAGCAACCGCUCUGUACUCUAGGAACAGGGAUAUUUCCAGCACGCUUUAUUAGGCAUUCUGAAAUCUUUGAAAACGCCUCACAAUCUGCAUUCAUUUAUAGUUUUGAUCCUAAAAGAUGCCAUAUGAACAUAAAAGACUUAAAGAAAAAAAUAUACUCCCCCCAUAUCAUUGGCUAUGGCAUAAUGACUGAUAAGUCAAAAUAUUGCAUGAUACGGUUGUACAAUCAUGUUCUGUUGCAUUCCAUUCUUAUGUUAAUACUAGUUGAAAAAUAUUAAUAACUAUCUUGAAGAAUGUAAGAUGCUAAUUUUUACCUUUUAGCCAAAUCAUGUAUAAUGCAGUGAAAAUGUGCCCAGGAAAGUGUGAUUUAUUUUGUAACUUCAUCCAUUAAAUUUUGUCAUCUAGAGUAUGCAUUUCAGCAAAAACAUAUCUGCCAGUAGAAAUGUAUCUGCCAGUAUUUUAUCACACUUUUUAUUAAAUCUUUAGGGAAAGUCCACCUUUGGAUGCCAAUUUAUAGUUUCUGGAACCUCCCUCUUAGUUACUGAAAACUGAAAGUAAAAUUC